AGACUGCAGGAAAUAUGUGUAGUGUGGCAGUACAGGAAUAAUUCUUGUGAUUCAACGAAAGAUGAUGACGGAAGAAUUCGUCACAAAUUGCGGCCCUUUCCCAUUGUGCGACUUGUGUCGUUUUUUCACGAAAAGAUGGGAUUUGUCUUUCUUCUAGAAAGGUCUCAUUAACUGGCAGGUAACAUCAGCGUCUGUUCCAUCUCAGCUACCGGUAGCCUUUUGUGUCCCCAUAGUAACGCAUCUUUGGCCCCAGCAUGGAGUUUUACUCUAACAACCCGGUCAUGGCCGUGGCAUCCUGCCUGCCAGAUAGUGGAGGUGAGGUACUGGACCCAGGAAGUCAGGCCGGUCCAUGCUCAACCAGUGAUACCAGAGAGGGUGCUGUAAUGGAGUCAGAUACAGGUGUACUUGAAACUGAUGAAAGUCUGGAUCUGUGUAGUCCCCACAAUGAAGAUGAAGAUCUAGACAUUUCACCCGUCAUCUCAGAGCCUCUAGUCCGUCCACCCCAGUCCGUCCUCAUGCAAGGGCACCUAAGAGAAAUUGAACAGGCAGCAGAGAGUGCCGUGGCCUGCCAGCUGUUCUCUGAUGCUGGCUCCAGUCACCUCCGCUUCAGAGAGGGCCAGCCGAAGCACGGUGAGGUUGUUUGUCUGGGUACUACCCCCACCGCGGCAUCCCCCGUUUCGCCCGUACUAAUAUCGGAGAGUGGCGAUUACAAUAUGAUGUCGGUGAGCAACUCGCCAGUGCCACCCUUGGAAAACGAGAGCUACAGCGACUUUUCAGACGAGCCUUUACCAGGCCUGGCCUCCCGGCAGCGUUACAAGCCCUUCAAGCCCAAGAUGCUGGGUAGUGGUGGGGACGGAAUGUUGGGCAGGGCCAGCGGCGAUGCCGAUCUGGAGAGAGUGAGCAAUCAUUCUGUCAGCCCAUCAGGGGCGUGGCUAGCUCCGGGAGGCGACGCCCGUCCCAGUUCGCCAGAGGGUCAGGGCUUCCAGCCGUACCGCAGGCCACACCCGAAUGUGGUGUCCAACAAGAAGCAGCGGCUUCACAGCAACUCGGGCCCGGGUUCCUCCUCCUUCAGCGUAAGCGAGAACUCUGCCUUCGAGUCCCGCAGCCACAUCUUUCCAGACAAUGAUGGGGAAGAUCCUGAAGAGCCCCACAGCUUGUCCAACAACCACCACUGCUUGACCUUCGACCCCGCGGAUCCCGAGCUGGUGGACAUUGACCUGACCCUCAGGGAGAGAGACUCCUCAGACCUGGAGGACCAAGAAGACCCAUGGGCCAGUCCGGGCACCAGUCUGUCAGUCGCCCACGGCUCUGCGACUCCGACCUUCUCCAGUACAGACACAGGGCCUGCUCCAAGCUGUGGAGACUACUCCGAUUCAGAUAUUGAUGUUGUCAGCAUCACCGAAUUCGAUGGGUCUGGCCAGGCUAAUAACCCGUCCAUCAUCCAAGAUGUGGCAUGGGAUGAUCCACUCCUACCCUUGUCAGGAGCUCUGGACUUCAUCCCUCCCUAUGAUGAUCCUUUACCAGGUCCCAGUGGCAUCACAAGGCCCCAGAAUAAUGAGACAGUGGACUUGGUGGAGUCGUCUGACUCAGAUGAGGAUAGUGAUGAUUGCCAAGAUGAUCUCAAACUGGAAGAAAGUCUUGAGGAGGCAGAUGAUGAUGUUGAAGUGGUGUCAGUGGACAUGGGCUCCAGGGGCGAUCGCUGGGCUGCUCCGGCCGAUAACAUGCGCACUAGGAAGAUGAGUGGAGGUGCCAAGCACCCUCUGGUGAAGGGACGAAGGAACAAACGCCCACUGUCUCCAGUCAUUGUGGAUCUGACUGAAUCUGACGGUGAAACUCAGUCACCCAGUAAUCUGCAGCAAGACACCAUUCCUGAUACGACCUUACCAGAGCCGCCCUCUGACGACCCGAACCCCCAGCCCCAACCUCCUUCCCAAGCCAAGCCACUCCCACCCUGCAACAGCUGCCGUCGGGCCAGUCCCCCACCUGCUCUGUCUCCGGAGGCCACGGCCCCGCUUCAUCAUCUACCCCGUUAUCACCACCACCACCAUCACCACCACCAUGGUCAGCACCACCACCACCCUCGCCGCUCCUGCAUGCAUGAGGCCGUCGUGCCGUGCGCCCCCCAGCUGCACCACUCAGGCUGCCUGUACCUAAGCGGUCAAGGGGCCUGCACCUGCUACCCCUUGAGGGCUCAGCUGCAGACGGGGAGCCCGUCAGCUGCAGAACAUGGCUGCAAUCGAGACCAGGAGGAAUCGGCAACCGACCAGAAAUCCGCCAUGGGAAAACUGGCAUCUGUGGGGAAGCAGCAGCCAAGACCGAAAUCCAAGGAGAAGAAAGAGACGGUACCCGUGCCAGCUGACCCGACCCCUGACCCUCAGAGGUCGUCACUGGCCAGCGAGCUCCGCAGCCAUCUCAGUCAGCUCAGUCGACAAGGCCACAGUGAAGAAUGCCGGGCUCACCAUCACCACGGGCAUACUCACCCGCCCACCUGCUCAGUUCGAGUCCAGCAAAAUGGAGCAAGGCAGUCCUUCCAGCUGCACACUCACCACUCCCACAUCCAUCGCCGCCCACCAACCAGCGACGCUGCCCAGCAAAGCCCCACCCAGGCCCCACCCCAAGCCCCACCCCAAGUCCAGCCCCAGCCUCAGCCCUUGCGCUCUGUGCAGUACCAGCCCCCACGUCGUGUGCAGUGCCCGGAGCCCAUUGCUGAGAUCCGGCUGCCCCAGCAGGGGUCGUCAGUUCCCCUACGCCAUCAGCGCCUGUUCCAGCAGCAGAACCGGAUGAGGGAGAUACAGAGACAGCACAUGUCUAGGAUGAGAGAUUCUCAUUUUGACACUGUGGCACCAUACUCUAUGGUGGUGCUGCGUCAGUACCAGCAACAUCAGCAGCAAGACAGCCGCCUGGAGCAGGUGGAGCACUUCCUCUCUUCUCAGCAGCAUCACCACGGACAGCAGCAACAGCAACAGCAGCAGCAGCAGUCUCAGCAACAGCAACAGCAGCAGUCGCAGCAACAGCAGGUGGACAGCUGUCAGCGCCUGAUGCACGGCGCCCAGCCGCAGGCUCCCCGGGCCUACCAGCUGGCCCACCCCAUGCUGCACCACCCGGGCCCUUACGUCCAGCCCCACCACUCCCACCCCUUGGCCCAUGCCUUGCCCCAGGCCCACCUGCACGCCCCACUGCAGGCGCCGGCCCCGCAGCCGGUGCCGCCCCAGCCACAGCAGAUGGAAGUUGAGCACAUGGAACCUGUGGUGGGCCCUGCGCCUAGCAUUGAUGGUAGUGAGCCCAUGGCCGUACCGCCUCCCUUCCUGGACAGUGGUUUCUCCCCCCAACAUCGCCACCUACAUCAUCACCUUCACCAUUACCAUCACACGGCCCCACCACCACCACCACCCCAGCAGCGGAACACCGCCGGCAUCCACCCAGCCUUCUAUGGCAGCUAUCCCGGCAUGGCUGAUUUGCCACCCCUGACAGCUCACCCAUUCUACCGUGCCUACCGUGUGCCGCUCAUGCGCAGGAUGGGAAUGCGCGGCCCCAUGUAUGAGGAAUUGGUGCAGUUGAGUGAGCGGAUGGGUCAAGUCAACCGUGGAGCUAGUCGUAUGACCAUCGAGAGAAACACCUUUCCCCACAAGUAUCACAAGCGAAAGCGUUCUGCUGCAGAGAGCUCCCCUGGCGAGGCCGAAAGUUCAUCAGAGGAUGCCCAAAAUGGAGCCAAAUCAGAGGCGGAAUGUAAGAAGCCUCCAAAUAACGAUAACGAUGAAGAGAAAUGCACCAUCUGCCUGUCUUACUUUGAAGAGGACGAAGAUGUGCGCCGCCUGCCUUGCAUGCAUCUGUUCCAUGUUGAGUGCGUGGACCAGUGGCUGAGUACCAACAAGCGCUGUCCAAUUUGCCGUGUCGAUAUCGAGACCAAGAUGCCCAAGGAUGCCACAUGACUAGACGGGGAGGAGAAGCAACCUUGAUGGGCGGAGCUUCCAACAUCCCCCCAGCCUGGUUCCCUCUCCUGGUGGUAACAAGACAUGCUUUUCAAUUAUACCAGCCCCAGUGCCCCAAUAAUGCUAUUCACGAGCAUCUCAGAAAAUGCAUGUAUUUUGAAGUCAUGGCUUCUGUUUUUUGUCGCGCAUUUUCCCUGUAUAGGCCACUGGGCCAGCACUGCAGAUUUGACAAGCCCAAUCGGAAUUCUACAAGCCCAUGUUUAUUUAGAUGCUACAGAAUGUCACCCGUUCCUUUUUGUCGCGUUCCAGCCUCAGAAAUUGCCAUUCCCACUGUUCUAUGUAAACUCACAUUUUAUUUUUGUCACAUGAUUAUCACGUGACCAUUUUGGCCCAUCUUCACCCUGGUUUGGGUUACUGACAUUUGGUCGAAAUGCCUGCACGUUGCUUAGUCGGUGAAUCUUUCACUCAGUGCAUGACACACUUUUUCACAGUUCCAAGAACGCACUGCUAGGCAAAGACUCAAAUGCACAAUACUAUUGUGUAAUCAGUUAUGGUUAGAAAAAUUGGUAACGAUGUGAAAGAGAAUAGUGAAUGCAUAUGCGAUACCCCGAGCUCUGUCGUACACUUCACCUGUCAACUGAUUGUGUGAUGUUGUGCAUAUUGCGCACACACAAAUGUGGACGUUCCUAUUGUCCUUUUGUGCAUACCUUAACCUUUUUUUUGGAAGGCCCCUAAUAUGUUUUGUACACGUUUGGCAAUCGUGGACGUAUCGGGAAUCGUGGACGG
This is a messenger RNA of Acanthaster planci (crown-of-thorns starfish), 4715 nucleotides long. RefSeq lists its product as uncharacterized. Gene Ontology annotation, molecular function: ubiquitin protein ligase activity; zinc ion binding. Gene Ontology annotation, cellular component: nucleus. Lineage: Eukaryota; Metazoa; Echinodermata; Asteroidea; Valvatida; Acanthasteridae. The record is from RefSeq and is a predicted model, not a curated record.